This is a messenger RNA of Mus pahari (shrew mouse), 4288 nucleotides long. It is a transcript of the gene Surf6, whose product is annotated as surfeit 6. The record is from RefSeq and is a predicted model, not a curated record. The coding region runs from base 88 to 1152 and encodes 354 amino acids. Gene Ontology annotation, cellular component: nucleolus. The transcript has 5 exons. Gene Ontology annotation, molecular function: DNA binding; RNA binding. Lineage: Eukaryota; Metazoa; Chordata; Mammalia; Rodentia; Muridae. Gene Ontology annotation, biological process: ribosomal large subunit biogenesis; ribosomal small subunit biogenesis.
UCUCCUGGUGGUACCUGCGUGUACGGUGCUUCCGGCGGGGCUCGACCGCGGGAGCUUCCGAUUCCGGCCCCAGCCUUGGUUAGCAGCAUGGCUUCUCUCCUGGCCAAGGAUACCUAUCUGCAGGACUUGGCCAAGAAGAUCUGCGCGCAGCCUGGCCCUGAGCGGCAGAGGAGCACGUGGGGUGUCAGAACAAAAGGCUCAGAAGCUGCUGGCCCCCCAAAAAAGAAAAGGAAGAAAACACAAAAGAAGUCUCCGGAGCAGGAACAGAAAUCGAUGGAUCACAAGACUAAACCCCUGGGCAAGAAGUCUCCCACCUCUUCUAGGGCCAAGAAACCAAUGGUAUCCAAACAAGAGAAGAGCUCCAGCUCCCUGGGGGCCCCUAAAGAUAGCCAAGGCACAGCACCCGAGUCUGUCUUUGCACUGGAUUUCCUGCGACAGCGGCUGCAUGAGAAGAUCCAGCUGGCCCGGGGCCAGGGUAGCACCAAGGAGUUGUCUGCUGCCACUCUAGAGAAAAGACGGCGGAGAAAGCAGGAGAGGGAACGGAAGAAGAGGAAGCAGAAGGAGCGCCAAGUGAAGCAGCAGGUUGCAGAGGCUGAGAAAAAGGAGCCAGUCAAGGUGCCCUCAGAAGUGGCCUGCAAGGAGCUGCCGGAGUCAGGGCUGAUCUUUAACAAGGUUGAAGUGACUGAAGAGGAGCCAGCCAGCAAGGCCCAGCGCAGGAAGGAGAAGCGGCAGAAGGUGAAAGGGAACUUGACACCACUCACAGGCAGGAACUACAGGCAGCUGCUCGACCGUCUGCAGGCACGGCAGGGCCGACUGGAGGAGCUUCGUGAUCAGGAUGCAGCCAAGGCCCAGGAGCUGGAGGCCAAGAUGAAGUGGACCAACUUGCUGUACAAGGCUGAGGGUGUGAAGAUCAGGGACGAUGAACGCCUGCUGCAGGAGGCCCUGAAGCGCAAAGAGAAGCGCCGGGCACAGCGGCAGCGCAAGUGGGAGAAGCGUUCAGAGCAUGUGGUGGAGAAGAUGCAGCAGCGACAGGACAAGCGGCGCCAGAAUCUGCGCAAGAAGAAGGCAGCUCGGGCAGAGCGACGGCUACAGAAGGCCCACAAGAAGGGCCGGGUGCUUCCCCAGGACCUGGAGCGUGCAGGCCUCUCCUGAGCAGUUUGCACCUGCCAAGUUCCUGGCUCAGCCCCUUCCCUCCAUCUCCAUCCUUGAGGGUUAGGGUGGUAUGCAGUGCUAGUGCAGGUCUAGGCAACAGACUGGGUCUCCUGUAUGAGGUCGACACAGUUCUUGUACCCCACAACCGCAGAGAGAUCUCUGACCGUGUGCCAGGUUGUUUGAUCAGCAUCCUUAGGAGGACCAUGUCCUCCAGGCCCUGAGAGGGAUGAAGGGGAUCUGUGCCCGUGUCUGUUUGUAUCUGUGUGUUCUGAACUCUAGAGUCAGGAUAGAGUGAGGCACCCUCACCAACCCUUUCCUGCCCACCUGUAUUUGCAGUGGCCACGAGAACAAGAAGCCUUGACUACCUGUUCUGUGUUUAUCUCUGAUCCAGUCAGGUGUGUCUCCCGGCCAGAGCUCCAGGGCUCUCUUUGUGUUGGCAUCCAGCUCAAAACCUGGAGUCCUUCCUGAGUUCCCAGGAUGUGCUUGGUCACCUGUGAGCCAGUUGGUGGCUGAGACUUGAGGUUGUGUGUUGCCUGGUUUUAUGUCAGUUUGACACAAGCUGGAGUUGUCUGAGAAGAGAGGCCUCAAUUGUGAGCUCCACUCCCUUGGUCUGUGGGCAAGCCUGUGGUGUGCUUUUCAAUGAUGUGGUAGGGACCAGUUCAUUGUGGACAGUGCCACCCCUGGUGGUCCUGGGCUGUUUAAGAAAGUGUGCCAGGCUAGCGUGGGGAGAGAGCCAUUAAGUAGCAUUCCUGGCUUUUGCCUUAGUUCCUGCCUCGAGGUUCCUGUCCCGGCUUCCCUUGGUGAUGUACUGUUACCUGGAAAUGUAACAUGAAGUAAACCCUUUUCUCCCUCAAGUUGCUUUUGGUCAUGUUUUGUUUUAUCACAGCAAUAGAAACCCUAAGCUAAGUCUGUGCCUUUGGAGGAAGGAGGCAGGGCAUGGUGGCUCCUGGGACGCUGGCUAGGCUGAGGUGGUGAGUGCAGAUAGGACUACUUUUAACUCGGUGCGAGGAAUGGCCAGACGUAGGUGCAGAGCCACCCUCCCUGGUCAGAGCUUGGGUGCAGGGGUAGGCUGGUAGGGCUGGAGUCAUUUGUAAUUACUAAAGGCUGAACAGAAUUAAGUGCUUGUUGUGUGUGGUGGCACACACCUUUAGUCCCAUUACUCAGGAGGCAUAGGCAGGUGGAUCUCUUAAGUUUGAGGCCAGCCAGGGUUACAUAGAGACCUGUGUAAGAAAACAACAGUAACAAAAAACAGAUGUAGAUGGAAGUGGCACACCGCUGUAAUCCCAACACUGGAGAGGCUGAGCAAGAAGACGGGCAAGUCUGAGUAGAGUUCCAAGAUGUUGUGCUUUUGGACAGAUGCCUCUGCUGGUACAAGCAAGAACUGCAAGCCAGACAGCCCCACUUGAAUUUUUGGAACCACCUUUGGUUAAAAAUCCAGAUGUGGUGUGCACCUAUAAUCCCAACACUCACUGAAAUGGGAGAUAGGGGUAGAAUUGACCUGUAAGCUCUGGCCAGCUAACCCGGAACACACAGUAGCAGAAAAGGAGAGCCCCUGCAUCAGUAAGAUGGAAGUCGGGUACCAGUUCCUGUGAAAGCAUCUAGGUACACAUACACCCAGCAAACACACACCCGAAAGAGCUGGUGAGAUGGCUGUGGGUAAAGGUCUACCUGUGUGAGCCCAAUGGCCUGAGCUCAGUCCUUAGUGCCUGCAGUGCGAGAACACUAUAGUCUUCAGACAGUGCUGUGAAUGGCUCACACACUGAAGUAAAGAUCUAGAGUAAGCAGGUGGCUGGAGUUCUAAAAUUAUGAAGGAGUCAAUAUGUUCUAAGAUAUUCCAAGGAAACUGUUAAGGUUUGAAUCCUUAUGUCCUCAAAGGCUGUGUCUAAAUAGCUUGUCCCCAAGUGGUGCAGGUGCUCUGUGGGAGGUGGCCUUGUGAAAUCUUUGUUUCUUAUUCUGACAAGGGCCUAAUUCCAUGGACUUCCUCUUCUCCUUUGUGCCAGUCAUCAGUCAGGUUGUGAAGUUGUGCCCACCCGUAGGAUCAGACAGUCACCACCUGAGCUAGGGAUAAAACAGCUUGUCCAUGCUCAGUGAGCCCCAUUUGGCUUCUGACGCUACCUCGGACAGUGAUGGAUUACAGGUAUCCUUUAACAUGUCUGGCAAAACAACAAAAACUCAGAGCUCACAGCUAGGCCUGGAGAAAUGGUGUCAGUGUUCUGAGUCUCAGUCGGUAAUUGGAGAUGGAUGUUGAGGCCUGGCUGGCAGCAGGGAGAUGUCUGGACGACAUCUGGAACAGUUGCACUAAAUCUUAUUUGUUGAUUGCUCACAAAAGUUAUUUUUUGGGUGAAACAAGUUUCUUAUACCAAUGCACCUGAUCUAACCAGUGUUUUCUGAAGGACGACAUACCCCUGCACUGUUUGUAGUGCUCAGUAAUGCAAGGUGCUCCUGCUGUGCCGGGAUUGUCUUGUGAACAAAGUGAUCCACUGUGUUAAGCUCCCUCGGAAAAACAACUUUAUAAAUCACAGUGAACGGUUUCCCACAAAGGUUUCUUCAAGGUAUAAGUACUUAUAGAAAACAAUAUUCUGAUAUUUACUCUAGAUACUUUGAAAAACUAUUUCAUUUUAAUGUUUACCUUCGAUACAGUGAUUCUUUCUACUAGUAUUCUUUCUAUAAGUGACUCUUCAUUUAAGAACACUCAUCUUUGUAGAGGACCUGGGGUUUAGUUAGCAGCACCCACAUGGUGUCUCACAACUGUCUUUAACUCCAGUUCAAGGGGAUCCUACACCCCCAUCUGGGCUCUAAAGUACCACACACACACAAGCUACACAGAAUAAACAGGCAACAAAUAGCUCAUAACUCACUCCUGUGUGGCUAUCAUAUAAUAAUAUGGCUGAUAACUGCUGAUAGGGUGGAAGGCGGCCUGGCCCUCUUGAAGAGUGGGAGGUGUUUGUUGAACAGGCUUUUUACAUGUACCUUGGUCGUGAAUUUGCUUAGCCUCCUGAGUGCCGGGACUGUGUGUGCCACAAUGCGGGAGUCCUUUUUGUUUGUUUUGUUUUUUAGAGUCAGUGUCUCUUUAUGUAGAUAUGGCUGUCCUGGAAUUCACUCUGUAGACUGUGAGUUUCUGACAAAACUCACUUUA